CGACGCUCACAUGCAGAGCAAGCAUUUUGCACAGAAGACGGGAUACGGACAAGUCGGGCGACAGCGAACCAAGGCCAACUGAUCGGUAUUACUCGCAAGAGAACACCGGAAACCGCUGUGUAUCGAAGCCGACACAAGACACACCAAGCCAAACGUCUGUGAGGCGAAACGAUCUGCGCUCGAAGGAGUCCUGCUGCAUCCACUGGGCUUUCCGCAUCGUCUUGGCAAAAUCCAAGAGAGCACUCGUUCUGCUUUUGUCUGCGUGAAGCCGGUCGACAAGCCAUUGAGCGCUUCACUCGAUCGUUUGGCACAAUCGAGUGGGUAGCACAGUCUCAAGCUUCAGCGGAACAAGAUCGCCCAAGUGCAUCAAGUCCCCCUCAUGGCUAUCGCCGCAAGCCCCUUUCCGAAGCCGCCAGCUGUGAAGGGGAACUUCGGAGCAGACAGGGGAUUCGGGGCCUUUGUACCGUCGAAGGGCAUCAUGAUGUCCCAUCCAGCUGGACCACCUCGUCAGAUGGUGAACGCAGAGCCAGGACCCACGACCUCUAUAACAGCCUACUCAACCAAUCCUACCUCCUUGCCAGUCAGCAACGAGGAACGCAACACUGCCCGGAACAACAAAGCUCGCAACAAACUUGGCUAUCAUAGAUCAUCCGUGGCUUGCGGACACUGUCGCCGCAGGAAAAUCCGUUGCAAAGUGGACAGCAAAAGCACUCACGGUCGAUGCGAGAGCUGCAUCAAACUGAAGAGGGAGUGUGAGUUCCAGCCUGUUGACCUACAGCCAGACCCGGCAGGUUGCGGAAGCAAUGGUGUGCAACAGUCGAAGCCAAAGAACCGGAUCAUCGCAUCCUCGAGGAUCAGGUCAACAUCGUCCUCACCAGCGGUCAAACACGAACUCCCGGCACCUGUCAGCUAUGGCUCCUACCCUGGCGCACCCGCAGUAGCCUCAUGCCCAAACAUGGGACCACCAGCAAUGGGGCAGUACGAGUCAAGUGCCAUCUUGACGGAUCGCUCAGGGCCACAAGACGUGAGCGGGACGAGACAUCCACUAGGAUACGGUAGCUGGCCAGGCUCAGAAAAUCUUAGUCCCAAGCAUGGGAGCGGCUCAGGCUUCCAGAUGGGUCCUUGGAAGCCAAGCUCGGAAGAGGCUCCGAGCCUUACUGGGUUCCAUGGCUUCUCACCACAAACACAUCAUCACCCAACCGAAUGGCCACAAUCCAUGGGAACCGUCACGUCAGGCGCUGGCAGCGUCCGGGUCGAAGAUGAAUGGGACCCCUCACUACAUUCCCCAGCGCGGACUAUGUCAUAUGAGAGCGAAGACAGCGCAGCGCCGCACUACGUCAUGCUUGGUGGACAUGACCCGCAUCGAGGUUCCUUCGACCGUCGCUCUUCCAUGGGCCCAGACAUGUACGCUCCUUCCAUAGUCUCGAGCUCCAUGGCAUCGCCCGUCGAAGCGCAUCACGCGCAAGUGGGCAUGGGACCUGCACCAAGGCCUCAAGGAAUGACCGGCCCGGCCUACCCCUGGCUGGAGCAACAGCCAUAUCCGUACGCCAGCAAGCCGGCACCAGAGUAUGGUCCGACAUGGUUCGUCAACCACAACAAUAACAACAGUCCGUACCAUCAGCCAGCGGUAGUGAAGCAGCAUCUUGAACACGGACACCAUGUGAGCCACGCUAUGGGGGAAGCUCACUACUAUGAGGGUUCCAAGAGAGUCUGAUUCGGCAAGGAGAAGCCGAGCUGGUGUGCCGAUUGGUGCGGCAGGCAGGCGUGGUGCUGACUGGUCCGCGUCUCGCAAAGGCCCAGGAUGCAUGGAGUUAUUGGGAUAAUUUUUCAUUUUCUUCGUUACUGUCUUUUUUGGUGGAUAUUUAUUUUUGCGACAGCAGAUGAUGGCGGAGGCAACAGUCCUUGAGCAUUAGCGCCAUCGUUCAGAGGUGGAUAUGUUGUAAUUUUCGCGGGAGGGCCUCAUUUUUCUUUGGGCGGCGGCAAGAGAGUAGAUACACAGCAUAGAGCAGCACAAGGGCACGAAAAACGAUAUAUGUGAAGCUCCAAAUCGCUUUGGCCUCAUGGAGGAU
Microdochium trichocladiopsis is the source of this 2069-nucleotide messenger RNA. RefSeq lists its product as uncharacterized. The record is from RefSeq and is a predicted model, not a curated record. Gene Ontology annotation, molecular function: DNA-binding transcription factor activity, RNA polymerase II-specific; zinc ion binding. Gene Ontology annotation, biological process: regulation of DNA-templated transcription. NCBI's taxonomy places the organism in Eukaryota, Fungi, Ascomycota, Sordariomycetes, Xylariales, Microdochiaceae. The transcript has 4 exons. Bases 380 to 1714 code for a protein of 444 amino acids.